GGCCCGCGGCGUCCCCUCGACCUCGGGGCGGGCGGAGCGGGGCCGAGCGGAGCGGAGCGGAGCCGAGAUGGCGGCGGUGGCGGUGCGGCGGCUCCCGCUGAGGCCCGGCGGCCGCCUCCUGCUGGCGCCGCGGCCUCGGGCAGCGCCCGCCGGGGCCCGCGCCGCCUCCUCGUGGGGGCGGCCCCGCGGCGGGGCGGUGGCGCUGGGGGCGCUGGGGGCGCUGGCGGCGGGCGGCGGGGCGGCGCUGGCCCUGCACGGAGCCCUGAGCGCCGGCGAGCUGGAGAUGCACCCGCCCAGCUUCCCCUGGAGCCACGGCGGGCUGCUCGCCGCGCUGGACCACGGCAGCGUGCGGCGUGGCUACCAGGUGUACAAGCAGGUGUGCUCGGCCUGCCACAGCAUGGAGUACCUGGCCUUCCGCAACCUCAUCGGCGUCACGCACACCGAGGAGGAGGCCAAGGCGCUGGCCGAGGAGGUGGAGGUGGUGGACGGCCCAGACGAGAACGGGGAGAUGUUCACGCGCCCCGGCAAGAUCUCCGACUACUUCCCCAAGCCCUACCCCAACCCCGAGGCGGCACGAGCCGCCAACAACGGGGCGCUGCCCCCUGACCUCAGCUACAUCGUUAACGCCCGGCAUGGGGGCGAGGACUAUGUGUUCUCCCUCCUCACCGGCUACUGCGACCCCCCGGCCGGCGUCACGGUGCGCGAGGGGCUGCACUAUAACCCCUACUUCCCGGGACAGGCCAUCGGCAUGGCCCCCCCCAUCUACAACGAGAUCCUGGAGUUCGAUGACGGCACUCCGGCCACCAUGUCGCAGAUCGCGAAGGAUGUCUGCACGUUCCUGCGGUGGGCGGCAGAGCCGGAGCACGACCACCGCAAACGGAUGGGCUUGAAGAUGCUGAUGAUCUCCAGCCUUCUGAUAUCCCUCACCUACUACUUGAAGCGCCACAAGUGGUCGGUUCUGAAGAGCAGAAAAAUGGUCUACCGGCCUCCCAAGUAGGGGUGGGAGAGGGGUGCCCCCACCUCCGUCCUGCGGCCCCCCGGGGGCACGGGGAGGAGCGUGCAGCGGGCAUCGCGUGCUCCCCGCUCGCACGGCAGCUCGGUUAUUUAACAUCGCGCUCUGCGCCCGCAGGCACUGCUGGCCACACGUGGGGUGGGGGGGCAGUGCCUGCGUGUUUACAGUUUGGGGACGUGGAAAUAAAAUCUGAAUCGCCA
Messenger RNA from Cygnus olor (mute swan), 1212 nucleotides. RefSeq names its product cytochrome c1, heme protein, mitochondrial. Gene Ontology annotation, biological process: mitochondrial electron transport, ubiquinol to cytochrome c. The transcript is spliced from 7 exons. NCBI's taxonomy places the organism in Eukaryota, Metazoa, Chordata, Aves, Anseriformes, Anatidae. Gene Ontology annotation, molecular function: heme binding; electron transfer activity. The record is from RefSeq and is a predicted model, not a curated record. The coding region runs from base 68 to 997 and encodes 309 amino acids.